Molecule: messenger RNA, 3353 nt
Organism: Anastrepha obliqua
Lineage: Eukaryota; Metazoa; Arthropoda; Insecta; Diptera; Tephritidae
Exons: 6
Coding region: 180-3200 (1006 amino acids)
Biological process (GO): cell population proliferation; DNA damage response; positive regulation of protein phosphorylation
Cellular component (GO): nucleus
Source: RefSeq, a predicted model, not a curated record
GGUAUUCACUUAACGUACUUUAUCAAUUAACACUGUUUAUAUUGUCCCUCCGGUGAUAACAAAUUGCAAUCAAAUUUUUAGAUUUAUAAAAAAUAUUAAAUUUCCAUUGCAUGGCGCCGUUGCAUAUUAUUUGGCAAGUACAAAUCAGAUACUGCAAUUGAGCAUACUUUAGUUGCAAGAUGGAAACUCAAUUGGAAAUAAUCUCAAACUUAAAGCGCAUUUUCGAAUUUUUCCUUGAUGAGAAUUUCGUCACAACGAAUACUGUAUACUUCGAAAAGCUCAUCAUGCACCUGGCUGCCAAAGAUAACGCUUAUAUACUGCAAGCACCAUUUGCAUUGGAAUGGGUUAGUCGAUGCUUAAACAUACUCUGUGAGGAUAUUAGCAAGUUGAAUCCUAAAGUAAUCUCAUUUGUUUUUAACAUUUUUGGUUUACUUACGACCAACGAAUGGACCAUAAUCGAAAUAAGAGAACGGCGUUUAAUGGACAAAGUACUAGUCAUAGUAAAUCGUGAAUCGCACCGAUUUAGUCCAUCUAUUAAAUUGGCGAUUAUUAGGCUCUUGCAUGCAGUAUCAAAAUACAGCAUUGGCUUAGCAUAUUUACGUUCCGUAAAAGUAUGGCAAUUUCUUAUAGAAUAUUGUAAUCAGGAUCAUACAUUAUAUGUGGUGCGUGAAGCACGCCACUUGCUGUAUGAAAUACUCUAUAAAUUCGAUGUCAAAACGAAGGAUGCGGUGGUGGUUAAAGAAAUUCUGAAGGAAAUUUUAAAACCUCUCAACGAGAAUGUAUUUGACAGUCACAAUGAGAGCAUUAUGGUGUGUGUUGAUGAUCAUGAAUUGCAACACAAGCUGUCCUCAACACUAGAGCUGAUAUCAUUUAUACUUGAACAAACACUAGUAUCCGAAGAAAAGUCUAACAUUGCAAAGUACUGCAAGCUUGAAUAUGAUAUUGAUAUCACGGUUUGGAAGUUAAGCGAUAUGUCUCAUAACGAAUAUUUUAUUCGUAAAAUGUUAACAACAUUGUCGUCAUAUUAUUUUGCUAUAUUGAUGUAUGAUAAAUGCAGUGGAGAUCAGAUUCCCCGGGAUGGUUUUAAUGAGCUCGGUGUUUCGAUAUUCAAUCAAAUGAAGUUCUGCGUUGCACGAAAUUACUGUGUGAGCUUUUUGAAAAUAGCUGAAGUCAAUCAUAAAUUGUGGAAAAAACUCGGUACUCGCGUGCCUAAAGAAGUUUUUAUCGAAAACGAGCUAGUACGAUUCGAGAACCAGCUCAUUACAUUUCAAUUGCUGCCACUGCAUAUGCUUUUACGUUCCCACGAGUUCCUCGAAGAAGAAAUAUUUGAGAAGUAUAUGACAAAGAUAUUCGAAAUAAUAUGCGAACUUACACUGCGCAUUAGUUACGCCUAUCGCGACUUACUCUUUAACAUGUCGCCAGCAAUGAAUGCAGAUUUAUCUUUAAAAGCAAUAAAUGGAGUAAUGUCAGUGGUGGAUAUAUUGGAGCGUGAUCAGGCAGUGCUUGUAUUUCAAGCUUGUAUAUAUGCGCUUAAGGAGUUCAUGUUGACAAUGUAUCCAAAUAGUUUUACCGAAUUUCAAGAGGGUUGCUCUUACACAUUAAAACAUGUACCUAGCUUCUCAAUUAUUUCUGAGUUUGACAAUGUUAUACACGCUAUUUUAGUUUCAAUGCAAACGUUGAUCGAACGGUAUAAAAUCACAUGGAAAGACUCAAUCGAGACAAUUUGCUUGGUCAAUUGUGUCCUGUAUCUGCUUCAGGUUGACGAUUUACCAACAAAGGUAACUGUCCAGUCACUUAAAUUGCUACAGCUCUCAAUAGAACACUACCUUUCACCGAAUAUGGCGCUACUUGUAGAUAACCUCAAAGGCUCUGGUUUAAUAGUAAUGGGCCCAGUUAUCAUGAAACGUAGUCAUGAUCCCGCUUGGGAGGUGCGAGAUAGCAUUUUAGAGCUUGUUAUCUCAAUCGCCGAUAUAUCCCGUCUAAAAUAUCCAGCAUUUCAAAAAUUCUUAGCCGAAAACUGGAUGUGCCGUAUUGUAUAUGAUAUGGCCAAACAGGAUUCCGAGCCUUAUGUCCGCGCUUCUGCACUAAAAUGUAUUGCGGAACUUGUAGCUAUUAAUGGAAUAUGGGAAUUGGAUCUUUGCAAACAGAAUUUGCCAGAUCACCUAUUCGGUGUACUCUACAACGAAUCAGAAGGCAUCGUUCGUAAGGAAGCCUUGCGCACUCUAACUAAAUUGAACGAAUUACGCAAAAUACCCAGCCGCUUUAGAGACACCUUUUACUCGACGCUCGCGUACUGUAUAGUUAGCGAUUUGCAUUGGGAGGUAAAAGUUGAAGCUUUGAAUUGUUGGAAAAGUGAAAUCCGCAAUAUGUUAAGCGAUGAGGGUAUGAUCGAUGGCAUUUUUCCCCCAGUUACAUUCUCGAAAGAGAAAAGGAAAAUCGUUCAAUUAAAUGCAAAGGAAAUAAGUUUACGAUUUUCUAAAGUACUAAAUGAACUUUCUCAGCGCGGUUGUCUCGGUGUUAUACUAAAGUGCCUUAGUGAAGAUUGUGAUGUGGUUGUAAUCAGGGAGGCAAAAUGUCUUGUAAAGAAGUUAGUAGAUAAAUUGGAUGAAUAUGAUUAUGCAUCUACGUCAGAAACUGAUGUAACGAAAAAUCGAAGCGACCUGACUAAUUGGGACAAUAAUGAAAACGUGCCAACAUCACCAUUAUUGGUAUCGUAUUCUAAUAAGGAUUCCUUAAUUCAGAAUAGUCCAACACUAAAUAAUGUUUCACCUAUAUCUGUGAAAAUCGAAGAUAACAUUGAAGUAUUUGUAAGUGGUGAUGCCGAGGUCGUGCAAUUUCUUGAUUCUGAUAAGAUUAUUGAAUCCAUACUCGAUUCAAAAGACAUAAAUUUGUUAGCGGAAGCAUAUGAGAAGAAAUUACAGACAAAUGGGGAGGGAGGUGAGUAUGAGCCUUCUGCGGCAAGUCAGCUGUGCGCAGACAAUGAGCGACGAAUAAUUUAUCCACUGUACUAUCGGCGCUUCGGGAAUGUAAGUGUAAAAGAGUUCUUUUCAACGAUUAAACGCACUGAUUUCGAAGAGAAAAUUUGUAAACAAGACGAGUGGUUUUUAAGCGAUGAAAACUUCACCUCACUAUUGAAUGAAAUUUUGCAUAUGAUUAAACCGGAAAAAGAUUGUGAAAAAAUAUCAGCUGAUUGCUAUUGAUCUAUACUAGGAAGUAACUCGAAAAUAUGGAUAUGCCAUUUAUAGUGUUAUUUUCUCAUAUGAAACCUCAAAGUUUUUUGUAAUAUUGUACAAUUGAUAUGCUAUAGUUGAUUCUUUUGGUAAAUCAAGGUAAUAAAUUUAUGCAAAUUUUUA